Messenger RNA from Apis mellifera (honey bee), 1644 nucleotides. Its product is annotated as TELO2-interacting protein 2. The record is from RefSeq and is a predicted model, not a curated record. Bases 328 to 1632 code for a protein of 434 amino acids. Gene Ontology annotation, cellular component: cytosol; nucleoplasm; centrosome. NCBI's taxonomy places the organism in Eukaryota, Metazoa, Arthropoda, Insecta, Hymenoptera, Apidae. The transcript is spliced from 6 exons.
GUUAGAAGAAACUGAAGAUGACAGGUAUUUCGAGAUUUCAUGAGAUUCGUAUCGAUCACUUUUUCGAGAUAUCGAACGAUAUUACAAAAUAUAGUAAUUACAUUGUAAAUUUACAAAGAUCGUUCGAAAGCAAGUUCGUAAAAAAGUCGACGAUUAUUUCAUAAAUUAAAGGUAUCAAAUUCAAUUGAAAUACUUACUUAAUUGUUGUGACGAUCCGGAAAAUGAUACUUUCUAUGUGCACAUACGAAACUAAUAAAUCGUUACGAAAAAGUUGAUGCGUAAGAAAAUCGUUAUCUUUUAUCAAACUCUUCGACAAAUAUUUCUAAAAUGAAUAAUCUUUUGGAAGAAUUAGAAGCUCUAAAAAUCUCAAGUGAAUUUUCUGAGGAAAACUUAUGGAUAGAAUGUAAUAAUAUUGUCCAAAAGAGUUAUGUUCCUGAAAAAACUAUCGGUGCUAAUCGACCAUGCGAAGAAAAAGACUUCAAAGACUAUAAACAAAUUAUAGACAAAAAUUUGCAAAAUAUCAAAUCUAUGCUUCAGCAUAUCAUUUAUAAUCGUAAUGCUGGACAUUUGCAAAUAAAUUUAAAUGCAACAGUGAUAAAGACUUUUACUACCAAUUUAUUAUUACUUAUUGGAGAACAUCAUGAAAAAAAUGUUUGGAACACUGAAGAAUCUGUCUCUAUUUCUAAAGAAUUAAUCAGCGAAAUCUUAGAAUUAUAUAAAUAUCAAAGCAUCUCAGAAUUUUUAAUGGAACAAGAUAAUUUUACAGUAUUAUUAUUAAUAAUAAGGCCUAAGUUAUUGAAAGAUACUUGGAAACUUUAUCCAGCGUCCGUAGCAUGUUAUAAAUGGAUUUUAUAUCAAAUUGAGAAACCAGGUUUAUAUAAUCAUAUUAGUGAUGUGCUUCCAACAGCUUUAAUAAUUGUUGAUGAUUAUGUGCCAGAAAAUGUUGUAAUAGGUCUUGAAUGUUUACAUCAAAUUAUUCAACAUUCUCAUUUGAAAAAAGGAUUGAUUGAUACUGGAUAUGCUGAAGUAAUUUUUCAUGCUUUGGAAUGCUUAUCGCAUCAAAGAGAAUCCAAAUAUGUAAUUUUGGUAUAUGUAUGUUUAACAAGUUUAUUAGCCACUAUUGAACAUUGGAACAAUACAUUAAAUGUAUUUGAAUGGACAAAGCGAGAUGAUAUUUUAGCUGUUCUAUUAGAUAAUAUGGAAUUUGAACAAAAUAUAGAAUUGAGACAUGUAUAUAUGCUGAGUUUACCUCAACUCUUAACUAAUAUUGGUUGUGCCAAAUGGUGUGAAAGAUUAACAAGAAUACUUUCUGAGUAUUGUGAACAUCAUACAGAUUUAAAAACAUUAAAAGCAACAUUAGAAACUGCAAAAACUUUUCUUUUGAUGUUUCAUCUUCGAGUGGCAGCUCAUUGUGUACCAUUGUACACUGCCUUUUUGAAACUGCAUUUUGAUUUAACAAAAACUCCAGUAUUUGAUAAAGAAAUAAUGCAGAAUUUAGAGGACUGUAUUUGUUUAUUAUAUAAAUUAUCUCCAAAUGUAGGUUGUGCAGUUAUGAAUGAUGAUCGAAUGCGUUCAGUUAUUAAAAAUAGUCUACAAGUAGUAUGUUUAGGUGAUAUUAAGUAUUUUCAGUGAAUAAACUAUAAA